GCUUUACUCCCAAUUGAACAUGGGUGCACGCAUUAACAACGAAACCUUUUCCUUAAAGUCUGAGAUGACGAACUCGAGAAGGAAUCUCUCCAAGAUAUCCGUUAUAUCGCAUGUUCAAAGCCUCUCUGCAAGUUCCCUUUUGACCAUUUUCUCAGCCAUCAAAACAAAAGCUCCCUUUUCUCCCUUCUGCUCUCUGUGAGUUACUGCUUUCUCUUACAUCGAGUUAGAUGGAUUCAGAUCAUCAUCGAAAAGUAGACUACCGGUAUAUUGCCGAUAAUUUCAGCUCAUUGGAUCAGGUUAUAUCUGCAUUGAGACACGAAGGUCUUGAAUCAUCAAAUUUAAUUCUUGGUAUCGACUUUACAAAGAGUAAUGAGUGGACAGGCAGGUAUUCUUUCAGAAGAAAAAGUCUGCAUUCAAUUAGCAGCACACCCAAUCCAUAUGAGCAAGCAAUUUCUAUUAUUGGUCAGACAUUGUCUCCUUUUGAUGAUGAUGGCUUGAUACCUUGUUUUGGUUUUGGUGAUGCAUCAACUAGUGAUAAGCAUGUAUUCAGCUUUUAUCCAGAUCACAGGCCAUGUAAAGGUUUCAAGGAAGCACUUUUUCGAUAUAGAGAAAUUCUGCCGUACCUGAAUUUAUCAGGUCCAACGUCGUUUGCCCCUGUUAUAGAUGCUGCAAUUGGCAUUGUUGAGAAAAGCAAUUGGCAGUAUCAUGUCCUUGUUAUUGUUGCAGAUGGACAGGUUACUAGAAAUCCUGACACGCCACCUGGUAAAUUAAGUUUUCAAGAGCAGACAACCAUAAACUCCAUUGUUGCUGCCAGCCAUUAUCCUCUGUCAAUAAUUCUAAUCGGAGUAGGGGAUGGACCUUGGGAUGCUAUGCAGAAAUUUGAUGAUAACAUCCCUCAGCGUGCAUUUGAUAAUUUCCAGUUUGUAAACUUCACAAAGAUCAUGUCUGAGAGCACAGAAGCAUCAAAGAAGGAAGCAGCAUUUGCCCUGGCUGCACUCAUGGAAAUUCCAUUUCAAUACAGAGCCACCCUCUCUUUGCAAAAUUCAAAGAGAGAAUCUGUCUAUGGAAAAAGUGCAGGCCCACUUCCUCCUCCUCCUGAAGUCAUCAAUCAUGACAAUGCAGUUGCAGAGCAAAAAUUGAAGAAUAUAAAUGCUGAAAAACAGAGUACCUCAUCUGAAUCGGUCUGCCCCAUAUGCCUGACAAACCCAAAGGACAUGGCUUUUGCUUGCGGUCAUACAACCUGCAAGGAUUGUGGUGUAACCAUCUCAACGUGCCCAUUGUGUCGAGAACCUAUAAAGAUGCGCUUAAGACUGUAUGCCUAAGUUAAUAAAAACAACUUCAUCCAUCACCCGUUGAGGUAUCUUAUCAUUGAAGUUGAUUAAUGGUUAUAUGAAUAAAGUAUCCCCCAUCAUAAUAUAACUUCCAAAAUCUAUGAGUUAGUAAAAACGUGUACUGUACAGUUCGGAAACUGCUGCGGAAGAUGAGCCAACAUAUAUGGGUUAAGAGAAGAAUCUUUAUUUCUUGAUCACAUCAAAUAGGGUGUUUCUUUGAAAGAGGAAUGUUGUAAUUAUUCUCUUGUAUAAGGAUUUGCAUUGUAAAUUAAAUUUAUUACAAAAUGUUUGGAACUGAGGAUAGGAUACUCUCAAAAUUUACACUGUUAAAACCAGAGGAUAUAUGCAGUUAUAUUUACAGCGAUACGUUUUCAAGAUUAA
This is a messenger RNA of Benincasa hispida (wax gourd), 1712 nucleotides long. Lineage: Eukaryota; Viridiplantae; Streptophyta; Magnoliopsida; Cucurbitales; Cucurbitaceae. The record is from RefSeq and is a predicted model, not a curated record.